AUGUUUAACUCAGUGAACCUGGGAAACUUCUGCUCCCAGUCGCGCAAGGAGCGGAGUGCGGACUUCGGGGACCGAGCAGGUUGCGCUUCCAAUCUCUACCUCCCCAGCUGCACCUAUUACGUCCCAGAAUUUUCGACUGUGUCAUCCUUCCUGCCACAGGCCCCCUCUCGCCAAAUCUCCUACCCUUACUCCACGAACCUCUCGCAAGUGCAGCCAGUGCGGGAGGUCUCCUACGGGCUAGACCCCUCGAAUAAAUGGCACCAUAGAAGCAAUUACGCCUCGUGUUACUCCGCAGAAGAGCUGAUGCACCGCGAGUGCAUCCCGCCUUCCACCAUGACCGAAAUGCUAAUGAAAAACGAGAGCGCGUACAGCCACCACCACCACCCCGGCGCCAACCACCCGGCGCCCACGGGCUUCUACUCCAGCAUGAGCAAGAACAGCGUCCUCCCGCAAGGCUUCGACCGCUUCUUCGAGAACGCCUACUGCUCCGCCGAGAACCCGCCGGAGAGCUGCCUGCAGAAGGGCGAGAGCAAGCUGGAGAGCGACGCGCAGCCCGGCGCGCUGUCAUCCCGCGGCGAGCCGGGCGUCGACCCGGAAGACGAGGAGGAAAACACGAACCCGGGCUCCACCGCGUCGUCCUCCUCUGUCAACAAGGAAGGGAGCAAAACCAGCAACUCGAGUGCCCCCCGUACAAGAAAGAAGCGGUGUCCCUAUUCGAAAUUCCAAAUCAGAGAGCUAGAGAGAGAAUUUUUCUUCAAUGUCUAUAUAAACAAAGAGAAAAGGCUGCAGCUGUCUAGGAUGUUGAAUCUCACCGAUCGACAGGUUAAAAUUUGGUUUCAGAACAGAAGGAUGAAAGAAAAAAAACUAAGCAGAGACCGUCUGCAGUAUUUCUCUGGAAAUCCCUUAUUGUGA
This is a messenger RNA of Varanus komodoensis (Komodo dragon), 912 nucleotides long. It is a transcript of the gene HOXC11, whose product is annotated as homeobox C11. NCBI's taxonomy places the organism in Eukaryota, Metazoa, Chordata, Lepidosauria, Squamata, Varanidae. Bases 1 to 912 code for a protein of 303 amino acids. Gene Ontology annotation, biological process: anatomical structure development; regulation of transcription by RNA polymerase II. The transcript is spliced from 2 exons. The record is from RefSeq and is a predicted model, not a curated record. Gene Ontology annotation, cellular component: nucleus. Gene Ontology annotation, molecular function: RNA polymerase II cis-regulatory region sequence-specific DNA binding; DNA-binding transcription factor activity, RNA polymerase II-specific.